AUGGCACACAGAGCGUUUAUACAGGUGAUUUUCACCGGGGCACAGGUGUUUGGACGUGCGUUUGCGGAAUCUUACAGACAAGCAGCAGCUCAAACAGCUAAACAAACGGCAAAUGCUUCUAGAGGCCGUGGUGCUAGCGCAGAAUACGGAGGUAUCACUUUAGAUGAGAGUUCUAAGAUUUUGAACAUUGAGAAUGAACAGGAUAUGAAUUUGGAUAAAAUCAACGAAAGAUUCAAGUAUUUGUUCGAGAUCAACGAUAAAGAGAAAGGUGGAUCAUUCUACUUGCAGAGUAAGAUUUACAGGGCAGCAGAGCGUUUGAAGUACGAGCUUGCUGAAAAGGAAAAGGCUGCCAAUCCAGAACUGAAUCAAGAACAAGCGAAGUCGAGUUCCACGACGGAGUCACCGGAGUUGAAAAAAUAG
Kluyveromyces lactis is the source of this 420-nucleotide messenger RNA. It is a transcript of the gene PAM16, whose product is annotated as import motor complex subunit PAM16. The transcript has a single exon. The coding region runs from base 1 to 420 and encodes 139 amino acids. Gene Ontology annotation, cellular component: TIM23 mitochondrial import inner membrane translocase complex. Lineage: Eukaryota; Fungi; Ascomycota; Saccharomycetes; Saccharomycetales; Saccharomycetaceae. Gene Ontology annotation, biological process: protein import into mitochondrial matrix. The record is from RefSeq and is a predicted model, not a curated record.